GCACCGUCAUUUCUUUGGGUUCCCGGAUGAAGACGUCACGCAACUGCUCGGUAGAAUAACAAGAUUUUUUCCUUGGAAACAACUAGAUGCUAAAAGAUUUUCUUUUUGACGAACUGAGGUAAUUAGGUAUUUCAAUAUGUCCACACCAGCUAGGCGAAGACUCAUGAGGGAUUUUAAAAGGUUACAAGAAGAUCCCCCAGCAGGUGUCAGUGGAGCCCCUACCGACAACAAUAUUAUGAUCUGGAAUGCAGUUAUAUUUGGGCCCCAUGACACGCCUUUUGAAGAUGGCACCUUCAAGCUGACCCUAGAGUUCACAGAAGAGUAUCCCAACAAACCACCCACAGUUCGGUUUGUUUCCAAGAUGUUUCAUCCAAACGUGUACGCAGACGGUAGCAUCUGUCUAGACAUUCUUCAAAACCGGUGGAGCCCCACGUAUGAUGUGUCUGCCAUCCUCACGUCCAUUCAGUCUCUCCUGGACGAGCCAAAUCCGAACAGCCCGGCGAACAGCCUGGCAGCACAGCUGUACCAAGAAAACAGGCGGGAGUACGAGAAGCGGGUCGCUGCCAUCGUUGAGCAGAGCUGGCUCAACUUCAAUGACGACGAGGGCAAGGAAUCCAAGAAGGAUGCUUCCUAGCUUUUCCUGCUGCUGCUGAACCACCACCACUACCACCACAACACCGCUUGGCCCUCCCCCACUUCUUUCCCUCCCACUUCCCAAGAGAAAUGCCCCUUCCCCCCUCCCCCAUGCAAGAACCGACACAGAGAGAGAGAGGCCAGGGUGCACAAGGCAGCACCUGUGUAGGCCACUCUUAGAGGAAAAAGAAAAAAGCUGCAGCAAGUGGAGAGUCAACAGCUGAUUAAAACAGACUGGAGGAGGAGGGGAUUGUUGCUUCUCAAAACUGCGCACGAUUUUUCUGUGUGCUGGCGGCAUAAGCAGGGUUGCCUUUCAAUUUGUGCGCAGACUCAUUGCAACUUUGUGGCUGUUUUGAGUGCAGCUCAUUUUCCACGCAAGGCAUGUGCUGCGCAGUGCAGGAUGCUUCGACAGUGCUGGCUUCAUUGAAAAAAACCCUGUGCUUCUUGCUGCUUUUGAACUGAGGAGGGCCAUGCCUCUUGUCAAGGCGUGUUCUGACAAGCUCGUUUAAAUUCUGCCUGCUGUGCAAGAUCGCACGGGCAGCAGCUAUAUGUGUAUUGGUUGGCUAAAAUGAGUGUGUGAACGUCCUCGCUGCAUUACCCUUGCGGGCCUUAUAUAUAUAUAUACACACACUCACUCACACACACAAGUUCUCUUUGCCAUCGCACUUGUGGACUGACAAGAAUAUGGUGCAACUGGCUGGGCAAGCUUUUUUUUUCCCCUCUCUCCUUUUCCAUGCUGUAAGUGCUAAAAAGAUGAGUGGAAGGUAUUCUUUUUAACUUGUUUAGACUUGCAUUGUGAGAUUGUUUAGCACCACCGGUGUUUUUGUGUUUCAGACAUUUUAUUGACAAGGCAGCAAAUGUUUGGUCUACGAAACAUUUCUCACAAGGGUUGAUUGUAGUAUUUUGUUUGGUAACAAGAAAAACAUUAGCUUCAACACUUGCCCACCUAUGCAUUUUAUUUUUCUUUAACUCGCACAAGAUAUUUCUGCUCUUUAAAAUUGCCACGGAUUACUGUGGCGGAUUGCCUGUGAAUCGUGUAAUUUACGUUCACUCAAGGCGGUGUCAACUGUUCCCAGCUGCACGUUCAUGCGAGUCUCUCGUUGAGAGAUUGUGUAGUAAAUUGCCAGUUUAAUUGAGCAGAUUAGGUUUGCUUGGGCAGUGUGUAACCAUGUUCGCAGCUGCAUCUGGAUGCACAGCUCCCGAGUUAACACACUUCGGAAACAGGCCCGUUAAUAAUGUGCCAGUAAGUGGUGUGUUGUAAAACCCUAUGUAGUUGGAGUGUUGCACUGCAACUUCCUCACAGUGUACCACAUUUGUGCAUGCAGUUUGCGUAAAAGGGGGGUCGAGCACAGUUUCAG
Messenger RNA from Dermacentor silvarum, 1991 nucleotides. RefSeq names its product ubiquitin-conjugating enzyme E2 A (gene Ubc6). NCBI's taxonomy places the organism in Eukaryota, Metazoa, Arthropoda, Arachnida, Ixodida, Ixodidae. Gene Ontology annotation, cellular component: HULC complex. The coding region runs from base 137 to 634 and encodes 165 amino acids. The record is from RefSeq and is a predicted model, not a curated record. Gene Ontology annotation, biological process: proteasome-mediated ubiquitin-dependent protein catabolic process; protein polyubiquitination; DNA repair. Gene Ontology annotation, molecular function: ubiquitin conjugating enzyme activity. The transcript has 5 exons.